This is a messenger RNA of Nothoprocta perdicaria, 3816 nucleotides long. It is a transcript of the gene DBF4, whose product is annotated as DBF4 zinc finger. The record is from RefSeq and is a predicted model, not a curated record. Gene Ontology annotation, cellular component: nucleus; Dbf4-dependent protein kinase complex. The transcript has 13 exons. Gene Ontology annotation, molecular function: zinc ion binding; protein serine/threonine kinase activator activity; nucleic acid binding. The coding region runs from base 1 to 2187 and encodes 728 amino acids. Lineage: Eukaryota; Metazoa; Chordata; Aves; Tinamiformes; Tinamidae. Gene Ontology annotation, biological process: positive regulation of nuclear cell cycle DNA replication; regulation of cell cycle phase transition.
AUGGCUGCUGCCUUGGAGAAGCAAGCAGAAGGAGGCUGCCAGUCCGCAGGGAGGAAAAGCCAGCAUAAAACCCGCUUUGUGCCCGUCUUGGAUGGUCCUGGUUCCAUCAGUGCUUCAGGUGGAAUGCAAGCAAAAACAGAAAAGUUAAAAUCUUCUCUGAAGAAUGUGAAAAAGGAUCUAACAAAACCAGAGAAACUUAAAUAUAAGCCACUUACCGGGAAGGUGUUUUACCUUGAUAUUCCCUCAAAUGUCAUCUCUGAAAAAUUAGAGAAGGACCUUAAAGAUCUGGGAGGGAAAGUGGAAGGCUUUCUUAGCAAAGAUAUUAGCUAUCUCAUUUCUACUAAAAAGGAGGCAAAAUUUGCACCAACCCUUGGUCAGAUUUCUCCAAUUCCUAGCCCAGAAUCCGCCCCAAAUGGAGGGAACAGUUCAUCACAUCCCAACAGCCGGAGAGAUSGACAUGAUGGCAGUUCAUUUAAGACAGCAGAUGCAGUACGAAUGAGCAGAGGGAAGUCUUUAGCUGAAAAAGCAAUCAAAGAGCAGGAGUUAAUUCCCUCUGGYAGUAUAUUAUCCAAUGCUUUGAGUUGGGGAGUGAAGAUACUUCAUAUUGAUGACAUUAAAAAUUACAUUGAACAGAAGAAAAAGGAGCUCUACCUAGUCAAAAAAGUGAGCAGUUCUAAGGAUGUGGGCAAACGAUGUGCCACGCAGAAGUCAAGAAGUAAACUGAAAAACCCAUUUGUGAAGGUGGAAGAUAGAAGUCGGCACUACCGACCAUUUUACCUGCAGUUCCCCAGCUUCCCAGUUCUGAACUACUGUGUUCCAAAACCAUAUAGUCCAUUUGAAGUGGAUAAGAAGCAUCCCUUUGGUCAAAGACAAGCACAAUCUAAGCAAAGAAACAAAACAAAUAGCGAAAAGGACUGUGGAACUCCUGCUCAGCUCCCUCAGAAGGAUAAAAAAAAGAGAGGCUAUUGUGAAUGCUGUGGGAAGAAAUACGAAGAUCUGCAAACACACCUUGAGAGUGAGCAGCACCGCAGAUUCGCUCAGAGCACCCAGUAUCACGUGGUAGAUGAGAUCAUCUCCAGGCUUGCUUACGAGUUUGUUCAAUACAAAGAUGACACAAAAGUAGUUAAAAGGACAAAAUGUAGUACAGGAUUUCCUGUGAUUGGAAAAGUAGCUAAGCCAGAUGAGCUGAAAGAACGCCUGAAAAGGCAAUGCCUUUCCUUGAAAAGCAGCUCAUGGAAGGACAGCACAAUGCAGAGGCUCAAGCUGGAUCAUCGGCCUGCAGAAGUGCACCCACAUUCCGUGCCAGUGCCUCCUCCUCCCUCUGGAUCUGCCUGUCCAGUUYUUCACUGCCAUCUGUCCCAACCUUCAGAAGCAAAAGGUAAAUUCAAGAAUAAUGUUGAAAAUAGUAAAACUGAGUUUUCCUGUGCUGCCAACUUAGAGGAGGCUGUUCUAUCAUCAAGCUUCGUGCAGCUGCUGCCUCAGAAGGAUGACAAAGCAAACACCAAGAACGUGUCUCAAGCUUCUGAGUCAUUCAGUAAAGAAAUCUCUGAAACAGAGGUACCUAAAAAGAAUUUAAAGAGCUUACAGGAAGGUGUGUGUACGUUAUAUUCUCAUACCCAUGGUACAGAUUUUACUGAAAAAGACAAAAGCUUACCACAGCCCAAAAGAAAAUUAAAUAAUGCAGUUGUUCAACCAGUGAAAURCUUGAAGAAAAUGAAUGCAGAUCCUGUGUUUAUCAAAAAACAUGAUUUGURUGAUGAUCAUCAACAGAUAGAGCACAGUGUUGUUCCGGGCACGAAGGCAUCUGGUAGCGCUGUAAGCAACGAACUGAAUGGAUGGGCUGCCAGCACAGCAGCCAGUUCCCCGUCUGGGAAGCUGCACAGGAAAGUAAAGCUUUGCUUAGGCAAACAUAAAAGAGAAAAAUGGAAACAGAACCUAGAGUUGUGUGCUAAGAACCCUGAUGGACUCUCUGUUUCUGAAGAGAAGAGAAGCGCUCGCAGCUCCCCGGUGCAGGCUCUGCUGGAGUUAUUUSAAACGAGUGAGGUCAACUCAGAUUUUGGAGGGUUUUCCAGUCACCCUGAGAACAGAGAUUUGACAAGCAUGAGAGAUAUCUGGGAAGGGCAGAGCACCAAUGUUGUGUGGUCACUAUUUUCCUCUUCAUCCUCAUCCCCAUUUAUUGGAUUUUAAUGCWGCUUUAUUUAACACAAUGACUUUCAAAUAAAUUUGCAGAUUGAAGAUUUUAUUCAGGGAAACUUUAAUUCCUGUGUUUUAUGUACAGAUAGUUUUGGUUUUUUAUCUUUAUACAUUUGCGAAUACGUGUGUACAAUAUGAAAAAUAAAAUGAUAAAGAAUUUUUUUUCUUUAAAAGUAUUACUUCAUCAGAGGAAGAAAGACUCUUACUUCAGGUAGGAGAUUAAAUUAGAUCCUAGACAAGAUCAGUAAGUGAUAAGCAGCUGCUUUCUAGUGUAAUAGUUUUCUAAAGUCAUUGAAUGUGCACAUUUUUCUACCACAUCAUAAAUGAAUGGACCUGCUUUGGUGAAUAACGUAGUACGUUUCUAAUGGGCCACUCACUGGGGACUUGUGGAGGUUUGGUUGCUUCCAUUUCUCUUCCUCUGCUGCUGUCGCGCUAGAGGACGCAAACCAGAACGCACUGCUUCCCUAGUACUUCAUCUGGUGAUGCCGUCUCAGGGAUUCUAGGUUAUUAUAAAGAACUAGGAUUAGGAAAGCCUGCUCCGUGUGUGUGUAUGUAUAUGUGUGUACUUGCUGUUCAAAAGAAGGCAAGAACGAAAACACAGCAGGUUUCUGAUUAGAUUCGAGUUCUUGAUUUCAUUUUUAUUUCCGAAUAGCCAUCCUUCCUGCCUAGCUUACGUGGUGGCAGAGUGAGAGUACGUGUGUGAGAACUGGGAAGGCUCUUUCAAUUCUCUGAGUCUUUCCUAGAGUUUAUCCCCGCUGGGCUUUCUGUAUCUGCCCAUCAGUGCAGGGCGUGAAUACUGAGGUGCAGUUACCUGCAAAGCUUGAUUAGUAACGCGAGUCCCUUAGCACUGCGUGUGGAGUCUAAACCCACAGAAAUUACUCUUGUUGCAUUUUGCAUAAAUUGUCGAUAUUUUUAUUCCUAUCCCCRUUAGUCACAAAUGUCCUGUCACUGUUCUUACGUACUGCUGUCUGUCUUCAGGUAGAGCKUAGGUGAAGCUUCUUGGAGUGCAGAGGAGUGACCAGGGUGAUGCAGUUGCUUUCUUCAAACAGCRUAUGAACUGGCAGCUUAAUGAUGUGCCUGUGUGCAAGUUGUGAGGGCACUGACAUCACCCGAAAGCUGGUGGUCCUCGUUGCCCUGUUAAUGUAAUUGCCUGUAGGGUUUGGUAGGAACUAGUUUCAUCACUCGAGCUUACCGGUCAGGUCUGGCUUUGUUCGUAGUUGCUUCUCAUCUGUGAUUCACAAGAAAAUUAAAAUGCUGAGCAAAGUCAAUACUUGAAAAAUGAUUCAUCUUCAGUAUGUGUGUGUGUGUCUCUGUAUGUAUUUUGCCUAUACUAUAGAAUACUGCCUAGUAUUCUAGGAGUGACUUUGUAAAGUAGAACACUGAAACAAUGAAAAUAAUGACUUUGUUCUUCAGUUCCAAUUUUCUUUUCUCUCCACAGGAUCGGUAAAAUAUGGGUCUUUCCCUAACAAACACUGUAGCACUCUGAUCAUAAACUCCCCUGCCCCACUUGCUAGUCUAAUUUGAGGGCCUCCACCUGACUGAAAGAUAUAUUCACAGUUAUAUAAAUGAUUAUAUUCGUAUGAAAUGCUCAGGUGAAAACUARUCACUGUUAGUAAAUCUACU